AUGUCUGAUGAUAAUAACAACAAUCUUUCUUGGGUACUUUAUGGUAUAGGAGACAUUAAAUUAGAGAAUAGAAAAAGAAUUGAACCAAAACCCAAUGAAGUAGAAGUAUCAAUAAAAGCAACUGGGAUUUGUGGUUCUGAUGUUCAUUAUUGGUCGCACGGACAUAUAGGAAAUUGGAUAGUUAAAGAACCAAUGGUACUAGGACAUGAAUCAUGUGGAAAAGUUACAAAAGUAGGAAAAGAUUGUAAAAUUUUAAAGGUUGGUGAUAGCGUAGCAAUUGAACCAGGAGUACCAUGCCAUACUUGUGAAUUUUGUAAAAAUGGAAGUUAUAAUUUGUGUAAAGAUAUGAAAUUUGCAGCAACUCCACCAUAUGAUGGUACAUUAUGUCAAUAUUAUUGUACUGCUGAAGAUUUUUGUGUGAAAUUGAUAGAAAAUGAUGAAAAUGUAAAUUUGGAAGAGGCAGCAGCACUUAUAGAACCAUUAUCUGUGGGAGUACAUGCUUGUAAACAAGCAGAUUUGCGAGUUGGACAAUCUGUAAUAAUAUUUGGAGCAGGACCUGUUGGAUUAUUGACAGCAGCUGUUGCAAAAGCUUCAGGAUCUGUAAAAAUUACAAUGUUUGAUAUAAAUCAAGAUAGGUUAAACUUUGCCAAGAAUUAUAUAGCUAAUCAAACCAUUUUAAUUGAUGAUAAUAAUAUUAAAAAUAGCAACAAUAUUGAUUAUUGGAAAAAAUAUUCUAAAGAUUUGGUUGAUUUUGGAGGUGUUGAACAAGCAGAUGUGGUAUUUGAAUGUUCAGGAGCUGAAACUUCAAUUCAAACUGGAAUAUUUAUGACUAAAUCAGGCGGAACAUUUGUCCAAGUCGGAAUGGGUAAUGACAAAGUCACCAUUCCGAUUACAGAUAUUGGAGUUAGAGAAAUUACAAUAAAAGGGACAUUUAGAUAUUGUAAUACGUAUAAGAAAGCAAUCGAUAUGGUAACAGCUGGAUUGAUCGAUUUGAAACCUUUGAUUACUCAUCGAUUCAAAUUUGAGGACGCAUUGAAAGCUUUCGAAAUUGUCAGAGAUGGUAAAUAUGGUAAUGAAAAUGAAUUAGCUUUUGGGAAUAUGCCACGAUCACGUUACGAGAAUAUUUUAUAUAGUUGA
This is a messenger RNA of Entrophospora sp. SA101, 1137 nucleotides long. Lineage: Eukaryota; Fungi; Glomeromycota; Glomeromycetes; Entrophosporales; Entrophosporaceae. The record is from the annotation of a GenBank genome assembly.